Pygocentrus nattereri (red-bellied piranha) is the source of this 2983-nucleotide messenger RNA. It is a transcript of the gene eya1, whose product is annotated as EYA transcriptional coactivator and phosphatase 1. Gene Ontology annotation, molecular function: protein tyrosine phosphatase activity. Gene Ontology annotation, biological process: multicellular organism development; cell differentiation; positive regulation of DNA repair. The transcript has 20 exons. Bases 595 to 2421 code for a protein of 608 amino acids. Gene Ontology annotation, cellular component: nucleus. Lineage: Eukaryota; Metazoa; Chordata; Actinopteri; Characiformes; Serrasalmidae. The record is from RefSeq and is a predicted model, not a curated record.
AUCAUGAGCACUUCCUCUGAGGAUCUGUUGACAUAGUUCUGUGGGCUGAUCAUGGGAGAAGGUCAGGAGGCCCGGUGAAGCGGAUGCGUCAUCAGACUCUCUCUGCUCUCUGCCCUGCAGCAGUAAAGAGGACGGCUCUCCUUCACUCACCCACUCUGGGAGUCGGUCUCUAGAGAUCCAGUGAGUGAGCGGCCGGACCCCCAGUGAGUGGACCCCAUGGCUUUUUCACACUUAAAAUGAAAAAGAAAAAGACUCUCUGCCUGCGUGUGUGAUCUGCUUGUUUUGAGUCCGAAGCGAAGAGUUUUCUGCGGAACACUCCCGCACUCCGUUUGGCUCAGGAAGUCACAGCCGCUCUGAGAAAAACGGCAGGAAAAGACGGAUAAAAACGUGUUCGGAUUCAACCAGAAGUGCAACAACGGCUAUUGUGUGACGGAUGGGUCUGGACAGUGACACCGGGCUGGAAUAACAAGGACGGACAUUGUUUCAGAGGGACUGGCAGGUGGAAAAAAAGUUUUUUGAGGAAAAUAGAGAGAAGAAAAGGCAGGAGAGAAGCUGUCUGACUCAGAUGGCUGAGCUCCAUCCAGUUUCAGGUCUAUGGAAAUGCAGGAUCUAGCCAGUCCGCACAGUCGAGUCAGUGGCAGCAGUGAAUCCCCCAACGGCCCCAACCUCGAUAACACGCACAUCAAUAACAAUUCCAUGACACCAAAUGGCACUGAAGGUGAUAACAUCACUAUGCUUACCACAGCUGACUGGUUGUUAAGUUCUAGUUCACAGUCCGCUGCAGUUAAAACAGAGCCAAUGAGCAGCAGUGACAUCACCACCUCUGUAGCAGACGGCUCGUUAGACAGCUUCUCAGGAUCAGCCAUUGGAAGCAGUGGCUUCAGCCCAAGACAAACGCACCAGUUCUCUCCGCAGAUAUACCCUUCCAACAGACCGUAUCCUCAUAUUCUUCCGACUCCUUCGUCUCAGAACAUGGCUGCGUACGGUCAGACGCAGUACACCACAGGAAUGCAGCAGGCCACAGCCUACGCCACUUACCCUCAGCCAGGCCAGCACUACGGCAUCCCAGCCUACGGCAUCAAGACAGAAAGCGGGCUGAGCCAAUCCCAAUCUCCAGGCCAGAGCAGCUUCCUCAGCUACAGCUCUAGCUUCUCCACGCCACAGACGGGACAGGCGCCCUACAGCUAUCAAAUGCAAGGAGGCAGUUUUACAACAACAUCCGGACUGUACGCAGGAAGCAAUUCGCUCACAAACUCAACUGGAUUCAAUAGUACACAACAGGAUUACCCCUCCUACCCAGCAUUUGGACAGGGCCAGUAUGCACAGUAUUACAACAGCAGCCCCUACACAUCACCCUACAUGACCAGCAACAACACCAGCCCCACCACUCCAUCAACCACUGCCACCUACAUCCUGCAGGAGCCCCCGUCUGUCACCAGCCAAGCACUCACUGACCAGCCCACAGGAGAGUACAGUACAAUCCACAGUCCAUCAACCCCCAUUAAAGAUUCAGAUUCGGAUCGAUUGCGUCGGGCUUCGGAUGGAAAGUCACGUGGCCGAGGGAGAAGGAAUAACAACCCGUCUCCACCGCCAGACUCUGACCUUGAGCGCGUUUUCAUCUGGGACUUGGAUGAAACAAUCAUCGUUUUCCAUUCCUUACUCACAGGGUCUUAUGCCAACAGAUACGGAAGGGAUCCUCCGACGUCAGUGUCUUUGGGACUGAGGAUGGAAGAGAUGAUUUUCAACUUGGCGGAUACGCAUUUAUUCUUCAAUGACUUAGAGGAGUGCGAUCAGGUCCACAUCGAUGAUGUGUCCUCUGAUGACAAUGGUCAGGAUCUGAGCACGUAUAACUUCAGCACAGAUGGAUUCCAUGCUGCUGCCACCAGUGCCAACCUCUGCCUGGCCACUGGGGUGAGAGGAGGAGUGGACUGGAUGAGAAAACUAGCCUUCCGCUACAGACGAGUAAAAGAAAUUUACACCACCUACAAAAACAAUGUUGGAGGACUGCUCGGCCCAGCCAAAAGGGAAGCCUGGUUGCAAUUGAGAGCAGAAAUUGAAGCUUUGACGGACUCCUGGUUAACACUGGCACUGAAAGCACUAACAUUAAUCCACUCAAGGUCAAAUUGUGUGAACAUCUUGGUGACCACAACACAGCUCAUACCUGCCCUCGCCAAGGUCCUGCUCUAUGGACUGGGAGUAGUCUUUCCUAUCGAAAAUAUUUAUAGCGCCACAAAAAUAGGCAAAGAGAGCUGCUUUGAGAGAGUAAUUCAGAGGUUUGGGAGAAAAGUUGUUUACGUGGUGGUGGGGGAUGGAGUAGAAGAGGAGCAGAGCUCCAAAAAGCACAAUAUGCCCUUCUGGAGGAUCUCCAGUCAUUCGGACCUCAUGGCCCUGCACCAUGCGCUGGACCUGGAGUACUUGUAGCACUGAGACAGCCUGUCCACACGGCCCUGUCCACCCGUCUCCAGCCCUGUAGCCCUGUUUCACGCUCCAAAGCACCACCGAAAAUAUCAUCAAUACAUCACUGGGUCAGCCGAGUGUCCACCAUAAAAGUGAAAAGAAGAUUAAUCCGUACGUUCAGAGAGUGAAAUGUGCAUGACCUGGUCAGCGCAUUGAUGUCGACCCACGAUUCGUCUUAACCCUGAAGCUUGUUCUCAAAGUCGGAGGAGAGUGAAUUUAUGAGGCUGCAGCUGCUGGCCAUGGUUACUGUGAAUGAGCUUCUUUUCUAAAGCCGUCAAAAUGUUUUACGGCCCGGCCCGCGCGAGGGUUCACACCUGUGAGGAAACCAGAGCUACUGGAGCUUUUGGAACUUCGCAAGGCUCCGACCCCACUGAGAUUCAGCCUAAUCCCCCCCUACUUCUUGCCUUUAUUCUGUCUCCUUUUCUCUCCACAUAUCUCUAUCCGAUGGUACAGAGACAGUGGGGCAGCCUGGCCAGCCCUGGGUUAAAAACGAAAACAAACAAAAUAAAAACACAAAAACCACUGA